GAUAACAAAAGAAUCAAAACAAUCUUUCCGGUUUACAAAAUUAUGGGCUGCCGAUAGCAAAACUGUUUCAUAAUUUAACUUGAUAAAUGACAACUUUUCGCCUCCUCGCUGGUUGUCACUUCGUUCUACACAAUACUAUACAUGAAUAGAAAACCGAGUUUCUAUUUGAUCAAAAAUUUAUUUUUAUUUCGACGGAAUGCCAUUCACUAGUGAUUCCAGCUCUGACGAGUGGCUGGUUCAAGACCAUUUACCAUGGUCGCAAAUUGAAGCCAAAUUUAGAGGACUUAUAAUAAGCCGUGAUUUAUCUAAAGUUGAAAUUGUUGACUUCUUGGAAACAUUUUUAAAAUUUAUUCGCAUUGAACCCAAAGAAUCCCGUUCAUUCACCAGAUCUAUUUUCAAAUAUUUAUUGGCUACAAAAAACUUGAUAUCCAAUACGUUUGUGGAGCAGUCAUGCUGUGUUCACAUCAAAAACAUUUUGGUAAUCUACUGUGUCUUAGAGUUAAGACUGACUACUUGCUUGGAUGAUGAAUCGGCGGUGGCAUCAAAUAUUAUCACUAAAAUAUUUCUGUUGAUGCAGAGAUCCAAAUCCGUCACAAUUUUGGACGCACUGAUUGACAUAGACGAAAUCAUUCGAUCAUCGCGGUCAAAGUCUGUGAUGGCCAUUGUUUACAGACACUUUCUGACAAGGGCUCCGGCUGGACCACCGAGAGUCUUGGAUGACAACACUUUUAUCAAACAUCUCAUACUCUACCGUUCUUGGUACAGUGCAGAAGUGAUGAAUGGGAAAGUGGACGUUUUCAAACGGUUUUCGUCGACAAUCAAGCCGACAGAAGAGUUGAGAACCAAUCAGUCGUACUCUCUUUUGGGGAUUGAUGAGGUGGUUGACUAUAAACAGUUGCUUCAACAGCCAUUACCACGAAAUGCCUUAAUCAGAGCUCUGCGUGAUGCUGAAAGUGUUACCGACUCGCAGAAUGACGAUGCAAACCUUCUUUCGCUAGACAAAUUGCUGGACUUGACGACGGACGAUGAAACUGCAAUGAAAGUUGAAGUUGAUCUUACAUUAAAUUUGACCAACGAGACAAUUUCAGUGGAUGACGAAGGCGACAACGACGAUUCGGUAACAAUCAGCUACUUACCAAAACUAUUUGAGCGAUGGGAUGCAAUUGACGAGUGUGAAUGGAGAGUAGCGGUACUACAGCAUACCCGCGAAACUAUGGUCUACGAUGGUGAUGAUGAAUCGUCAACAGAUCGAACGGCAAAAAAAGUUACAUUCGGCAGUGUUACGACACAUGUUUAUGAGGUAUGCGAUGAUGAUUGGUGUGAUGAUGACUCUUAUACUGAUGAAUUCUAUGAUGAUGAUUCUAGUGAUAAGAGCAAUACCGAUUCAUUUACUGGACCGCUUCACAAUUUUCCAAGUGCGACCAACAGAACCGAUCAUUCAUCAUAUCAACUAAUAAGCGAAAGUAAUCGAGAUAAAUACUCAGCAGUCGCCAAUAGUAAACCUCGGAAGAAGAAGCGAAGUCAUUUUGGUAAACCAAUUGCACGUUGUUCAAUUGACGACUGGAUACGAAGAAAAAAAUUGACCACGAGUCAAUGCGUGGCAUCUGGAAAUGUUUGUGUGCCUGGUGAAAGAGUAAAAAAUUGCAGAAUCACUCUGAAACGUUUGGCCGAUCAUGGACAAAGAUACGGAACCAAUUCAGGACAUACCAAUCCUCAAUUUGGUAAGGUCGAUUUUUCCGACGAUGUCAUAGAAUCUGAAGAUUGGUCUGUUGGAUCGAGCACGAAGUCAUCAAAUCAUACUGUGAGCAAGGCAUCGAAAUCGGUGAUACGAUCAACUGAAACGCAUCGGGUAAUGUUCACAAAAUGUCCAGAACUGGGAUUGAAGAAGUGUACGGUUCGGUUGAAGCGGUUGCCCAGCAGUCAAUUACAUCCGACAUCGACAAGUUCGAAGAGAAUUCGGAAAUACGAAAAUGUACAAACCACCAAUUUUACGUAUUCUCGAGACGCUUAUGAGACGAAAACAUUCUUCGAAAGUUCUUCUCCCUCAGAUUGCGGAACGGACUUUUCAUCAUUAAUUUCAUCGAAAAGAGUAAUCACUACAAAUUCAACUGACGAAGAAACCCUGUCGGAAUCGACUUCAAUGGAAUCUUUCCUCGAUCAACCAGAGCAUUUAAUUUGCAGCCCAGAUACGACUACAUUGUUAACGUCUCAAUCUUUACCGUCCACCGCAAUUAACACCGAGAUAUGGUUAUAUAACGAUAAGGAUGUACACUGUGCAACAAAUUCUGACAGGAGUGUAACAACAUCUCUGCAAAUCGAGUUUGUUGAUUACAAUGAUAAGUCGUCCCCGCUAUAUUUACCAAGCAAUGACAAACAGAAAAACGAUAAACGCUCCAAAUCACCAGUUAAUAUUAGUGACAUUGCCGAUGCUUCGAAAGGCGAUUCCGAUGAAAUUUCAGCGAUUACAAAUUUCAUCGGUUCAGUGUCUGUUUGAAGUAUAUGGAAGGUAAGGUGAUUAAAGAGGCCUGACGUGUUUGUAAUUUUUUUUAUGUUUGAAGUCGGAAUGAAUUUGGAGCAGUCCAUCUGAUGCCAUGAAAAUCAAUUACUGUGAAACGUUGUUGGCGUUACAAAAAAUGUAUUCCAACGUAAUAUUCAACGUUAUCAUUAAAAGAAAAUGUU
Molecule: messenger RNA, 2679 nt
Organism: Bradysia coprophila
Lineage: Eukaryota; Metazoa; Arthropoda; Insecta; Diptera; Sciaridae
Source: RefSeq, a predicted model, not a curated record